This is a messenger RNA of Xenopus tropicalis (tropical clawed frog), 1131 nucleotides long. It is a transcript of the gene nus1, whose product is annotated as NUS1, dehydrodolichyl diphosphate synthase subunit. The record is from RefSeq and is marked provisional. Gene Ontology annotation, cellular component: endoplasmic reticulum membrane; dehydrodolichyl diphosphate synthase complex. Gene Ontology annotation, molecular function: transferase activity, transferring alkyl or aryl (other than methyl) groups; ditrans,polycis-polyprenyl diphosphate synthase [(2E,6E)-farnesyl diphosphate specific] activity. Gene Ontology annotation, biological process: dolichyl monophosphate biosynthetic process. Lineage: Eukaryota; Metazoa; Chordata; Amphibia; Anura; Pipidae.
CCGCAGUUGAACCUUGGCUGCUGUCGGUAGGAUCCUUUGCCAUGUCUGUGCUAUGCGCCGUGGCCUGGCGCCUCUUGCAUGUGCUGCUCUGGGCCCAGCGCCUGUUGGUUGCUUGGUUUCAUUCCUUGAGCUUGAGAUUUCUCUUCCCGCCGCUCGCAGAUUUGAGAUUGGGAAAGACCGAACGUCGCCAGGGUGACUGUGGGUAUCUUACCAAGCAAUGUGACUGCACGGACCUAAGACACCGGUGCGACAUGAAAUACCUCACCCAGCAGCGGGACCGCAGCUGGAAGGCGGACGGGUGCCGGCUGGGCAAACUGCCAGUGCAUAUGGCCAUGCUUAUGGGCGAGGAGAUCCAGAGUUAUACUGACCUGGCCAACCUGGUGGUAUGGUGCAUGGCAGUGGGCAUCUCUUAUGUCAGCGUCUAUGAUCACCAAGGUAUCUUAAAACAACAUAGUUCCAGGCUCAUGGAUGAAGUCUUAAAGCAACAGGAAGAACUUCUGGGUCAUGACUAUUCGAAGUAUCCAUUAGAGCAUGCAAAUGGCACCACAGAUAGAGUUGACAGAGGUCUCACUCACAUGCCUUCGUUCAAGGUGCUAGCCCCAGAAGAUGGGAAGAUGCAAAUUGUAAAAGCAGCUCAGAAUUUCUGCCAGUUGGUAGCACAAGAACAGAGGAAGCCAAUAGAGAUGGAUGUGAAUGCAUUAGACUCUUUGUUAAGAACUACACAGACUUUUCCGGAUCCAGAUUUAAUAUUGAAGUUUGGUUCUGUAGACAGCACAUUAGGAUUUCUGCCCUGGCACAUCAGACUUUCUGAAAUCAUUUCUUUGCCAUCACAUGUGAAUAUGCGCUAUGAAGACUUUUAUUCAGUUCUCAGUUGUUACGCGGCCUGUGAGCAGCGGCUUGGGAAAUAACCUGGCCUUUUGCCGAGCUAAUAAAGGCAGCUUCAGAAAGGGACUCGACACCUCUGGUUUACUGCUGUCAGUCCAGACUGACUGGAUCUCUGGCACCCUCUCCCAGUUUUGGUUUUCUUUAAUUUGUCAUUUAAUGUUCAUUAUUGUGUUUUACAAAUGCACUGAUGGAUAUCUGCCAUCAACCAUUUCUGGGAGGAAAACCAAAUAAACUGAAUAAAUGAGA